This is a messenger RNA of Aureobasidium melanogenum CBS 110374, 1413 nucleotides long. RefSeq lists its product as uncharacterized. Bases 1 to 1413 code for a protein of 470 amino acids. The transcript has 3 exons. The record is from RefSeq and is a predicted model, not a curated record. NCBI's taxonomy places the organism in Eukaryota, Fungi, Ascomycota, Dothideomycetes, Dothideales, Saccotheciaceae.
AUGUCAAGCAUUGGAGCGGCUCCCUCUGUCGCAGCUGCGACUUCAUCACCUCCAUCUGGGACCGGGACAAACACAGCAGCACCAGGUCCAAUCCCCGCCACAACACCUUUGGUCGUACGUCAAGAUCAAAAUGGUGUGCAGUGGAUCGCGUUCGAAUACUCGCGAGAUAGGGUGAAGAUGGAAUAUCAGAUCCGUUGCGAUGUCGAAUCUGUGGUGAUUGAUGAUCUAACUCCUGAGUUUAAAACGGCAAACUGUGUGUACCCAGGAGCAUACAGCGGCAAAGAAGGCUACAAGGGCAACAGACUUCACUAUGAAAGUGAAUGUAAUGCUGUCGGUUGGGCGUUGGCACAUCUCAACCCAGCAUUAAGAGAGAAACGCGGCCUUAUCCAGCGUGCUGUGGACAGCUGGCGUAACAGUAACCAGGAUCCUCGUUUGCGAAGCCGGCGAGUACGCAGACAAGCCAAGAUCAACAAUCGAAAGGCACAACUACGUCAAUCCGAUGGAGCGGUCCCACUAUCCCCCACCGAUGUCCUUGCUUCGCGGGUACCGCCAGCCAUGUCUAUGGACCCAGCAAGACCGACAACGUCACUCAGCCUGAACGGUGGACAGCUACAUCAUCAUCACUCGACAUCAGAUGCUAGCGGAGGCGAGAGCGGUAUCAAUGAAGCACAUCCGUUCUUGAACCAUCAAAGUCCUUCGACCAGCCUCGCUCUUGAUUCACCACUCGAGUCUCAUCGUCGAGACAGUCAUUGUCCCACACUGUCAACGUCUUUUUCAACCGGAUUCGAAUCAUCUUUCACAAAUAGUAAGGACUUCAUAAAGGCAGAGGAAGAAGAAAAGAAUCCCUCACUCUCUGCUCUGGAGGGAAAGAAACGCAAGUUCAUCCUUGUCGACGAUUUUGCACGCGGGACUCGGGUGCGUGUCCAUGUGGAGCUCGAUAAAAUAAAAUUGGAAGAGAUGCCCGAUUUCCAUCUGCAGAAGAACAGCGUUUAUCCACGGCAAUUUUACCCCCGUCAGAUGCACGCGCCUUCGCCAGAUCAGAAUCUGGAGAAACAUGGCCCUGGAAGCAGAAGGGAAGAUGAAAGCAUGACCUCGGAAGGUGAAAGCUUGGCUGAUGUGCCCCUGUCCGAUGGAUCGGAGGUACAACUUUCUGUUCCUGAGAUUCCAAAAGAUCUUCAAGCGAAAGAAUGUGCGCUGAAUGAAUUGGGCUAUCGUAUGAGUUGGAGGCAAGCGAAAACUUUUAACGAAAGGACGAUGUUUAUGCAAAAGUCGCUUGAUGCUUAUCGAGACAAGACGUGGAGUGCGAUAAUGGCCUCUGGUCAGACCGACCCGUGUUUCGCCUCGCAUUUUGAGGUCCGAACAGGCAAACGCAGAUGGUCAGAGCGUAAUGCAAGUAGCAGCCUCUCACCUUGA